UUUGGAAAAUAUGGCGUCUCACUGAAAGCGGUGCAGUUUCAUUAUCUAUCUAGUUGCCUCCUAAUAAACUAGGUUUGAUAAUUCAGUGAGUGUAAGGCAGUGGCAAUUUAAAUUGCUUGCCCGGAGUUAGAUCUAAACUGAAAAUGGCUUUACUGACAUAGGUGUGGAAGUAAAGAACAUUUGCUAUCUGUCACGCCCACCUUUACGAAAAUACGAAAGCAUAGCCUGAGCAGAAGAGCUAUUCUGCAGUGCCAAGUGAACGCUAGACAGCUUCUAGAAGCUAACGUUUAUUCUAGCUGCUUUAGCUAGCUAGCUAACGGGCGUUGUUCAGCUAACACUGGUGUCGCGUUUUUGCUGACGGAUAGUAUUAUGUACACUGUCGGAUAGAACUUGGUUGAAACGUCGAAUACAUCAUUUUAAUGUUCGUCAACUUCUUCAGUUUCCGAAGGGGGAGAGAGAGAUGGGAUCUGGUUCUGUGGAUUCGUCUCAGUGGUUAUCCGUGAAGGAAGAGACUAUUUUCCUUCACGAUGGGCUGAUUCGGGUCACGGACCUCGCAGAAUUACCCAGCGAAAUUGGAGUCUCUGAACAGGGUGACACCGAGCAGGAGAUACUCACCUUUGAGACCAAGAACCCUGUGGAACUAGCUGAGCGCCUGCGUGCUGUUUGUGGUACUCAGAGUAAUGCCUAUGCUCGUCUCCUGGAGUACCGGCUCAAUGCUUUACGUGGCCUGUGGGGGGCGCAGAGGCAGCUGGCCCUGGAAGAGCAACAAGAGCGAGAGGGCGCUGCAGCAGUGGCCGGUGCUGGAGCCGGGGCUGAUGAAGAGGCGCUGUCACUCUUGAAGCGGCAGGGCUUCCUGCAGCAGCAGCAGCACCACCACCACCACCAUCACCCAUCGUUGCCCUCUAGCUCAGACCAAGCGCCUUUCACAUCCCGUGUGGGACUGCUGCUCGUCUUCCCCCUGCUGCAGUCUCAAACCCGCCAUGACCCAGCACUUGGUGGUGUCACUGCCGAAGUACUGCUGGCCUGUCUGCGUGACUGUCAGCCACUUAGCUUGGGUAAAGAGCCUGCAGACUGCCUCAAUGGUCUAGAGGGCCUGCUGUGCACCUGGUUGGAGCAGGGGGGUGAACAAGGAGAAGUUAUAGCACAAGAAAAACCACUACUAACCCAGAGGCAGAGGGAGAAUGCAGCUGCCGCCCUUGUGGCUUUGGCAUGUGCCAGGGGAUCUCUAAAGACAUUCAUUCAUACUGUUCACCUGCUGCAGAAACAAACAGACCUAGGGCAACUUCCUGUGGCAGAUGUCCUCUACAGACUAUUACUUCUGGAAGGUGGUCCAGGUUCUCCAUCUUGUUUGCUUGGAGGAAAACACAGUGUCUCAUGGGGUUUUGAGGACAUGCUCCCUACCCCAGACAGCAAUGCUGCAGGAUCUGAGAGUAAAGACACAGACCUGGGCCGCUGCUUGGCUACAGAUGGCCUGUAUCUCUACACCACUAACUCUUUUGGUAGGGGCUUGAGCAAGCUGGGCUCGGGUCUUCAUGGGACCUUAAGGGGUUUUGUGUACUGUCGAAAUGAGGACUUGGAGGCUGGUUGGGUAGUGCACAGCAGUGGUCAGUUGCUCCACCGCCCUGCCUCCUUUGACACUAAACCCCAUCAGCUGUGUCAGGUUAUAGACCCCUUCACUUUACAGGUUUGCCAGAUUGUGUCCAUGCCCCCUCACCACUUCCCCAUGGGCAGCAGUUUGACCACACUGCACAUUUGCUCUGAUGGUACCUACCUCUACUGGGUGUGGUCACCUGUAAGUCUCAAUGAAAAGACCCAGAAAGGCCAUUCUGUCUUCAUGGAUGUCUUCCAGUUAAUGAAUGACUCUGGCCCGUGUAUUGCCAGUCCUCUGCGGGAGCGGGUGAUUUUGUCAAGGAAAGAGGGCGAGUCAUCCAAAUGUCUGAACGAACUGCUGAUAAGCCGCAUGUCCCGUUUUCGUGCGUCACACUCAGCAACACUUGCUGCCCUCACUGGUUCAGCCAUCACCAACCCAGUCAAAGAGGAGCAGUCUGCAGUAAAUGCUAGCUGUGGUCUCCCUCUAAAGACUCUGAGGAAAACACCUAUGUAUGUGUGUGGGACCUACCUGGUAAUGCUGGCUUCUCCUCCUGGUGUAGCUGGUAGUUCUGCCACUCGCUCACUCUUUGGUGGGUCCAGCAGCCUUUCCUCCCUUAAAAUCCUGGCUUCUAGUCUUGUGUUCAACCUGGCUGAUGGUCAGUUCAUCAAUCGUGCAGAUCUCAUUGAUGCCCCUGGCAGCUCUCUGGGUCGUGGCGCUCAGGUAGCAGGACUAGGGGCAUGCUAUGAUGCCCUGAACAACUUGAUCUGGACCUGCUCAAGCGACUACAUGGACCAGUGGUGUAAUCCUGGCAACCAAGCCUUUCAUCAUGUGUGCCAACGACUUGGUGUAAGCCAUGUCAUCAGAGAGCCCAAAGAAGAGAUGAUGGAGACAGGUGAGGUGAUCAGCCAGCUGCUACACCAUGUUGGUGCCAUGUGCAUCCACCAGCUGAACCUACUGGCUGCCAGCUGCAGUAGCAUGCCACUGGGAUCCUUCCUAGGAAAACAGCAGCCAAUGGAAGCCCAUCACUUUAGCUCCAUCUGUGACAUAAUGGAGAAGGCUAUGGUGCAUUCCGACACGUGCAUCAUCCGGUGUAUCCUUGUGGUCUUCCAGGUGGUGUUUCGGUUCUUCCGUCCCCACUCAGAGCAGAACCGAGAAAGUGUGAGGCGUUCUGGACUGCUAUUGUGGCAGCUGCUUAUGGCUCCUGUGGAUCAGAUAGGGGCAGAAAUCCAAAGAGAAGUCUGCAUGGCCAUCAGCUCUGGGUUGAAUGUCUUGUAUCAGGGCGAGUCCGAGCUGAGCAAAUUGUUAAAACUGGUUCUCACUGAAGGUGAGAGAAACGGUGGCUUGUCACAGUUGCGUGAUGUUAUUCUUAAUAAUCUAGCAGACCAGUUACAGAAGAAUCGCUUUGGAAGUGAGGAUGAUGACCACUACAGGCUGAGUGAUGAACUGCUGCAUUACAUCUUGAAGACGGUGGUACGUGAAUCCUGCCUUCUCAUCACUAAAUGCCAAAGAGUUGCCAAGGACGAUUUCCAGAAGCUUCUGUCCACCGUGCCUGUGGCCUCACCCAGUUUGCACUACCUUAUGGCUGUGCAGAACCAUUUACUCAGCAACGCUGUUCUGAUUCGUCCUGAUGACAGUGAUGACAGCGACAGCUCCCUUCAAGGGGAAACAAUGAAGGUACAGGAACUGCAGACUAGCAUCUUGUCCUUGGCCACCAAGAUCCUGAUGGGCUGUGAUGAAGUUCUAGAAACUCUUCAGCAAGUCACCACUGCCCUUAUCAACAGUGACAUUAAUGAUCGUGAAAGCAGACUAAAAGGACUGGAACAAGCGACUAAAGCUACCAUGUUGGGCCAUUUGCUGCCAGUCUUGUUGACCUCUCUUAUGCACCCCAACCUUCAGACUCUGUCACUCGCUGAUGCUCUUAUGCCACAGCUUGUCCAGCUCGUCCUCUACACCAGUCAGACUGCUUUACUUUUGAAGACCCAGUCCCCACUAUUUACUGAAGACUCUCCACUGAGUGGUGGCCCACUCACCCAUGGACUGAAGAUGCCUUGUAAUGAUGACAAUUUCCGGAUUCUUGAUGAAAGGGAAGAGCCAGGGUUCCUGACCGGUCUUAAGAUCCCUGCACCAUGGGCUGCUGGAAAAACUGUUGAGACUGUCCAUCCAGUACGGGACAACUACAAAUUUAAAGAGACUGUCCAUAUCCCUGGCGCUCGCUGUCUUUAUCUGCGUUUUGAUCCUCGCUGCUCUUCUCAGUAUGACUAUGAUAAGCUUGUUAUAUAUGCUGGGCCUAACACAAACAGUCGCAAAGUGACAGAGUAUGGAGGCAACACUCUGGGGUAUGGCAGCCGCAGCGUCCUGGGUACUGGCUGGCCAAAAGACCUAGUCAAGGUGGAAGGAGACACGGUGACAUUCUCCUUCGAGAUGAGAAGUGGCCGUGAGCACAAUACUCCGGACAAAGCCAUGUGGGGUUUCUCCUGCACUGUCCGAGCACAGGAGUCUUCAGAGGAUGUCUCUGGGGGUCUGCCCUUUCUGGCUGAUCUGGCUUUGGGCCUGUCUGUUCUGGCCUGCUCCAUGUUGCGCAUUCUCUACAAUGGUCCUGAGAUUACACGAGAGGAAGAAGCUUGUCAUGAUCUGCUCUGCUCCAAACUUUUGCAGAGAUGCCAAUGGCAGGUGGAAGCAAACGGUGCCAUCUCUCCUGCUCUCACGCCCUCUCCCUCUCCCCUUCCACUCACCAUUGAGGAGGACCGGGAGUUCACCUACCCCACAGAUGUUCUCAUCCCCACGCCAGGACAAAUUCCUGGCGUGUACUGUGACUUGCCACGCAUUCGUCUUCCACCAGGCAUAAUGGGCCGCCUAAGGGAACUCUCUGGCAGAGCGCGUCCUCAAUUUCGACCUAGCAUCAAAGAGGUAAUACAGCCAGACAUAAUGGAAGAGGUGAUCGUGUCAUGUGUCAUAAAGCACUUGGGUCUAAUAGAUGCACUGCAGUCUCUGGUAAAUUUUCAGUACCGAGAUGAGCAUAGAGAGGAGCAUGAUUUGCUAUGCAAGAUCAUGGUUGAGACCUUCAAGAAAAUCAAUGCUAUGGAAAGACAGCUACAGAGUGUGGCUGAGCUAGAACAGAAGUGGCAGAGUGAAGUUGGUGAAGCUCAACAGGGCAAACUAGAGAACAACACACCCUUUUUUCAUGAUUACCACUUCUUUGAGAGCAAAAUAAAGGAACUUGAACUUCUUUGUUCUCUGAAGGAGAUUCCAUUAGACUGGAGUGACCUAGAGAAUGCAGUGAUGGCACUGCGGGAGAAAUUUUUUCAGGAGGUCAGUUCUAUGCAGCAGUCUAGAAGUGCUGUCCCUCUAGCCAAAACCAAAGCCCUAGUGAAGAGCCUAAUGAAUCGCUCAGAGCUACUGCUACAUGUCACAAUUGCCCCGCACUGUAGGAGCCUCACCACAACCCCUACAGGCACACCAGCAUGUAAGUCAGUAUCUGACACCAAGACCAUGGUUCCUUUGGUGAAGCAGCCAGUUUUCCUGCGUAGUAUGUCUGCUCCAUCUGACCUUGAAAUGAUAGCAAACCAAGACAUGGAGUUCACACAUGGAACACAGCGGAGGCGGCAUCAUCCCACCAGUCACAGAAGCAGCUCAUUUACAUUGCUGCAGUCUCUAGCCAUUGAAGACAGCCGAGACAAACCAACAUACAGCGUUUUGCUGGGACAGCUCUUUGCCUUUAUAGGGACCACACCCAACCAAGCAGUGUCCAGUAGUAGUUUUCUAGCAGCAGCUCAGACACGAUGGAGGAGAGGCAGCACCAGGAAGCAGGCUCUUGUCCACAUGAGGGAGCUACUCACUGCCGCUGUUCGAGUGGGGGGAGUAACUCACCUGGUGGGUCCUGUCACCAUGGUUCUGCAGGGUGGGCCCAGGAUUGAGGAACUUACCUGUGGUGGUGUGGUGGAGCAGGUUCAGGAAGCCUUUGGCGAGACUAUGACCUCUGUGGUGUCUCUGUGUGCUCGCUAUCCCAUUGCUUGUGCCAAUAGCAUUGGCUUGCUGUGCACCAUCCCUUACACCAGGAGUGAGGAACAAUGUCUGGUACGCAGUGGCCUGGUUCAGCUGAUGGACCGGCUGUGCAGCCUAAGCAGCCAAAGAGAUUGCAGUUCCAAUGAGAAACAAACCAAAAAGCAGAAAGUGGCCACCAUGGCUUGGGCAGCCUUCCAAGUGUUGGCCAACCGCUGCAUUGAGUGGGAGAAGGUGGAAGGUGGUUCCACAGAUGCAGUGCAUUCUGGGCUAGCGAGGCAGGUGUCCAGUCUGUUGACCAACCACUUGGCGAGAGCAACAGAAUGCUGUGGUAACCAAGCAGCUGGAAACGAUGCCCUACAGGAUGUGCUAAGUCUACUCAACGACUUGUCUAGGAGCCAUAUAGGCAAAACAAUCCUGAGCCAACCGGCUUGUGUCUCCAAGCUCCUCUCACUGCUCCUCGACCAGCGGCCUUCUCCCAAACUGGUGUUGAUUAUCCUACAGCUGUGCCGUGCUGCCCUACCUCUUAUGAGUGUUGAGGACUGUGGUAAUGUGGCACUGCCAUCCUGGAGCUACUCCAUUAAUGCCAUUGAAACAGAACAACAGGAUGCCAGUGACCCAGCCUCCUGCAUUGCAGCACUUCUGCUGGCCAAGUUAGCUGACUACGUGGUGCCAGGUUGCCAGACACUCCUUUCUCCUGCUUCUUCUGAGCCAGAUACCAGCAUUAGCCGGGCUACCCCAAAGAACAGCAUCAAGACAGACAAAGAUGCUGGAGAGGAGGGAGAAGCUGUGGAUGGCAAACUCUCCAUUUUCAUUCAUAAGAGAGAAGAUCAAUCUUCCCAUGAAGUACUUCAGCCAUUACUCAGCAGCUCAGAGGGACGUCCUUUUCGGCUUGGUACUGGGGCCAACAUGGAGAAGGUGGUGAAGAUGGACAGAGAUAUGACUAAGACUGGGAGCUGUGAAGUGAUCACAGAGGAAGCUUCAGCAGCGCUGCGAAAGGCGAAUAAGUGGGCUCAGUCUGGCCUCAUUGUGAGCGUGGGCCCCCCGGUAGACACCCUUGUUCAGGAGACUUCAGGAGGAGCCACGACUGGAGACAAGAAGAAAAGUGCCCAGACGGUGGUGUGCAGGGACAGGAAUUCUGAACUGGCCAGGUCUGACCCGAUCCGUCCAUUCAUUAGUGGCCACGUGGCUAAUAGCAUGGCUGCUGAAGUUAUUGCUCUGCUACACAGUCUUCUUACCGCACCAGAGUCAAACACUGCUCAGAUCUGGACGACAACUGUAGAGAAGGUGUUGUCCCGAGCCUUGAUGUAUAUACCUCAGCUGGGGAGAUAUGCAGAAAGCAUCUUGGAGAAUGGGAGCAGCAGUGGCAGGAAGUUGGCCAAGUUGCAGGCAAUUGGAAGACAGGCUGUGGCAGCUUUAUGCGCCCUGGGCGGCUUCAAGGAGACUAUCAAGAUCGGUUCAGAGGUCCAGGUUGGGGGUAAAGGAGUCCUGGGAAGCAUUGGUAUUGUCAUGUCCAUCAAUGAGCAAGAAGGCAUUGCCACAGUUAAGUUCCCCUCAUGUGAAUAUCGGCGAACCUGUAAGGCCUCUGACAUCUUGACCGUACCCAUCUCCCGCCUCUGCACACCUCGCUCAGAGGCAUUGCCACUUUAUAAGCUUUCAAUCACUGAAAAGGUUGUGCAGGCAGUGCAGUCCAUGCUUCUGCCACAGGAGGGCAGCCUCUCCAUCCAUACUUCCUUACCAGCCUCUGGAGACGGCGCCAGUCCAGUCAUGGCUGCUGUGCGCCUGCUGGCUGAGAUAAGGACUAGAGCAUGUCUGGUAAUGGCUCAGUUGCUGGAGGACAGUUCAUUCUGUGAGGAGUUUAUCCAGCAGUGCCCUGCUGCUGUGGAGGUUCUCAACCUAGUGGCACAGGAGUGUAGCCCUGGUGAGAGGUUGGGCAUGGUGGAGUGUCAGUGUGAGAGAGUCCGAAUGUUGUAUCGAGACUGUGCCCGCCCCCCACCUCCUCCUCUGCAGACAGACAGAAGACAGCCAAAGGAAAUUACAUGGUGUCCGUCACGUGUCUUCCCACCUGUGCGUGCCUGUAUGUUCUCAUCCCACUUGACUUCUGUGACCUUUCUUGCGGACCCCAGUGCUGGGGGUGGCCUACCCAGAGGCACUUUCAUCUAUGCCACUUCAGCAGUUCCUGUUCAGGCUCCAUCCUUUUAUUGGGAGAUAGAGAUAGUGACCUAUGGAGAUUCUGAGGAUGACAGCGGUCCAAUUGUUUCUUUUGGCUUUGCCACAGAAGCAGAAAAGAGAGAUGGUGCAUGGACUAAUCCUGUUGGAACCUGCCUCUUUCACAAUAAUGGGAGGGCAGUACACUAUAAUGGCUCCAGUUUGCUCCAGUGGAAAAGUGUGAGACUAGAUGUGGCGCUGCUUCCUGGAGACAUCGCUGGGAUAGGCUGGGAGCGUUUGGAGGGCACACCACCUCCUCCAGGGCAGGCCCCUAAAGGCAGGGUAUAUUUUACCUACUGUGGCCAGCGCCUCAGCCCCUGCCUGGAAGAUGUGGCUGGAGGCAUGUGGCCCCUAGUCCACAUUCAGAAGAAGAACACAAAGAUCCGUGCUAACUUUGGGUGCCGACCAUUUGCAUACGCAGAGGGGCAGGCUCACCGGAAUGCUGCUGAUCUGUGUAUAGACCUCUCAGAGGAAAUUAGUGCCAACUUUGAGGCCCUGCCAUUUGCAAUGGCCUCAGACAGUGACAAUGACACUGGUGCCAGUGUGACAUCUGAUUCGGGCUCCCAUGGACCUCCCUGUCGCAUCGCUGCUGUUGCUGCUGCUCAGCAACAGUAUAACAGUGAUGCUUCCUGCUACUACAAAGUUGAGCUUAGCUAUGAGAAUCUGGUGACCUCAGGCCCUAACCCACACCCCCCACAUCUUGCUGAUGAUGAGAGUGAUGAUGAGGAUGACGAAGAUGUGCCAAGGGAGGAUCACUAUGCCCUUCUUGUGAAAGCCUGGGAGACCAAAGUGUUCCCCACUAUUCGCCGCCGCUUCAGGAAUGAAGCUGAGAGGAAAUCGGGUCUAGAUCAGAUCAAGGGAGCCCUCCAGCUUGGAAUGGUGGACAUAGCAAGACAAACAGUGGAGUUCCUAUAUGAGGAGAAUGGUGGUAUUCCCCGAGACCUCUACCUCCCCACUAUUGAGGACAUCAAGGAUGAAGCUAAUAAAUUUACUAUAGACAAAGUUCGUAAAGGUUUGACUGUGGUUAUACGCUGCCCUGAAAGCAACAACACUGGCAGCAGCACAGGAGGAACAGCCUUACCCAAGUUUGCUGUCCGAGGCAUGAUAAAAACAUUUGGCCUUCAUGGAAUGGUUCUUGAUGUUGACUCUGUAAAUGAGUUGGUCCAGGUGGAGACAUAUUUACGCAGUGAAGGUGUACUGGUUAGGUACUGGUACCCCAUUGAGAUUCUGGAGCGCCCACCUGCAGGUUCUCGUAGAAUUGCAGCCAAUGGCCUUGUGUCUCUGGACAGCAGCAACAUUCAGAUUCACAGGGAGCUACUGCGUUGUGAGAGUGCUCUUGCACGUUUGUACUGUCGCAUGGCAUUACUCAAUAUCUUUGCCCCAAAGAGCCCUCACACCUUCACACGCCUCUUCCACAUCCCAGCUGUUCGUGACAUUACCCUUGAACACCUGCAACUCCUGUCUAAUCAGUUGCUUGCUCCACCACUGGCAGAUGGCUCCAUCAGCUCAAACUCUAUUUUGCUGGCCCAGUCUGUGCUUCACAACCUUCAAGGGCAAAGCUGCUCUCCAACUGAGCUCUUUUAUCAAGGUAACGCACAGACCAUUCGUGAGUGGUUGACUGUGGCUAUUAGCAGAGCCUUGCACCAGGGAGAAGACAGCUUGCUGGAUCUUACCAAGCAGAUUUGCUGCUUUCUCCAGAGUGCCCCAGACCAGUUCACAUCAGAGGAGUUCCCAAUCUCGGAAUCAAAAGUCAGCAUGGAUGUCAACUUCCCUGGUGCUGCAUUUGUGGUUGUAUCUUGUAAAGAAGGACAGCUUGGAUGCCGCAAAGACUCAUCUCUAUAUAAGGCUCCCUGGGCCCGGAUCAUGGUGUAUGGGUUGGGGCACAAGGUGCGGCGCAAUGGCCAGCUGAAUCUGAUGGAGGCCGUCUGCUACCCACUGGAUGCAUCUCCCUCUAAUACAGGCCUUACGCCUCCUCCCACAACCAACCAAUACCCCAGCAUCAUCAUUCCUACUGACAGAUUGCAUAUAAAGCUAGGUGUGUCUCCCCCCCCUGGGGUGGUGCUUGUACUGCAUGCACUGCCUCUGGAGUUUCCUUUGGCCAUGGCCUUUGCCGAACAGCUCCUGACGUGGACACUGGAUGAGGGCAGUGAGCACUCAGAGGAGGAACUAGACACUGUGCCAUCUUCUGUGCUACUGCAGGUUGUGGAGUUACUGGGUGGUCUUCUGUGGACUACUGAUCUUGCACCUUGUAUCAAGGAGCUAAUCUUUCACCUGCUUGCUGAGCUCUUUCGCAAGAUCCAUCAUUUAGAACAGUGCAAAGGUCCCUCAGGCUUAUCCAGCUCAAUUGCACUGCUCCUGAAUCCUUGCUUGGCAGUUCUCAUGGCUCUACAGACAGAGCUCAGAAAGCUUUAUGACCGGGAGACCCAGGGCUGGGGGCUGGCUACUGCAAGUUCUUCUACCUCAGGAAGUAGUGGCUCUUUGGCUCUGACUGCUGAGCAAAGCCGCUUCUCCACGUACUUCCAUGCCCUAAUGGAGGUAUGCCUGGCUGUAGCAGAAGUCACAUUGCCACUAAAUGUGGGUGGUGGAGCCUCCUCUGUAGGCACUCUUUCAUCAUCCAAUGCACCAAACCUUAGUGAUUCGUCAUCAUCAUCAUCAUCUUCACCAGGCCAAACCCCCCAAAGUCCAAGCUUGUUGACUAAGCGUAAGAAGGUCAAGCUGAAACGUGAACGGGCAGCUGCAGCUGUGGUUGCUGCAGCUGUAGCUUCAGGAAAACGGGGCUCUGGAAGUAGUUCAAGACUAUCCGAGAGUGAUAGUGCUUUACUGAAUGUGGCAGGGGGAAAGCCAGAAGACAUGCUGUGGUUCCACCGUGGGCUGACAUUACUCAUGAUCAUACGGCACCUAACUAACAAGGACCCUCAGGGGCUGGCCGUGACUGGGGAUGCUGUAGCUGAUGCUUGCCAAGCUCUGGUUGGUCCUACUGCUCAUGGGCGGCUGCUGGUGCUCUCUGGCAUUCCAACUCACUUGGAAGAAGCUGUGGUGCGUAAGGCUAUCCGAAGGGCUUGCAAUGCACACGGAGGCCUUUUCAAAGAUGAGAUCUUCAUUCCGCUUCAGGUCGAGGACCAUAAGAAGACUAAAGGAGCUGUGGUUGGGACUCCAAGCACUGCCCAGGAUACUAAAACAGAGAAGUCUCAUCCAGGCACUAUGGACAGUCCAGAUAGUUCCAGCAGUGCCACCCCAGCUAUCAGCAUGAGUGCUUCAGCUUCAACGAGCCAGACAUCCAUUUGCAGCUCCUCUCAGGGUGUGUCCCGGACUGCCAGUGAGCUGUCUGUGGACCAGGAAGUGUUAGCAUGCACUGUGACUCCACAAGUAACCACUGCUCAGCCACAAGGACCUCUUGAUCCCCACAAUAUCUCCAGUCAAGAAAGCCUUGAUAUCUCACUUUGUAGCACAGGAAGCAUUGGUAGUCUUGGUAGUCUUGGGGAGCAGCUAGAUGGGGGAGAAACAGCCUCAGUGUCUGAUGGGGGAUCCUUGUACACAGUCAACUCACUUGGCAACAACACCACUAUGGCACGCUCCAUUAAAGGUUAUGCUGUAAUAGAGGUACGGGCCAGGGCCAAAGUAGAGAAAAUUCGUGCCAGUCUCUUCAACAGCAGUGAUCUCAUUGGUUUGUCCAGCCUUGAAGGAGAGGAGGAGCUAAUGGAAAUGACCAAUGAAGAAAUCCUGACUGCUUCCAGUGUUAAUCAAAGCCUAUUUGAUACACAAGGAAGCUCUGCACUUGAGGACUACUUUCUUGAUAAGACAGUCAGAGGAGACAAGCUUGUUCCUGGGGCACGAGAUGUGUUGACAGACAUCUUUAAAAGUUGUAUUCAGUCAGAGCAGAUGCUAAGCCUAACCCCAACAAAGCCAGUGAAAGUGUCUGACAUUUAUCUCAGCAAAGAACAGAUCAACUCUCAAACACCUGGCAACCUGUUGUACGUGUUCUUCAACCAUGUACGACCUCCUAAGAAAGUGCUUGAAGAUCAGCUUACACAGAUUCUCCGCAAAUAUGGCACAGUCAAACCAAACAAAUGCAAGUACAGUAAGGCAGGCAAGGAGCAGCACCAAGGCAAAGUGGUCAGCACAAAGAGACCCAUUACCAAGCCCCCCAUCAAAGAGAAGUCUGUACUCAACAGUGUCCGGACUGCAUUAAGUGAGAAGAAACCAGUCCUGAAGCCUAAGUCUCCAGAGAAAUCCAGGCCUGAUGAGAAAGACCUUGAAAAGUCACCUACCAAAAAGAUGGAAGUUUCAGUCCCAGAAGAAAAAUAUUUAACUCUGGAAGGUUUCCACAAGUUUACUGUUGAUCGGUCCAAGCAGGACAUUCGCAGUGUUUGGCGAGCCAUCCUGGCAUGUGGUUAUGACCUACACUUUGAAAGAUGUUCGUGUGUUGACACACGAUAUGCCCAGAAGACAAGCAAGAAAUGGACCUUGGAGAUGGACAUCGCACUAGUCCAAUAUGUUAAUCGCCUAUGUCGUCAUCUGGCCAUCACACCUACACGCCUCCAUCCACAUGAAGUUUACCUGGACCCCACAGAUGCAGCAGACCCCAGAGUCUCAUGUCUGUUAAGUGUACCUGUGGAAAGUUUGCGUCUGCGAUUUGCCUUGUUGCAGUCUCUUAAUAACAUGCUGGAGAGUUUCUUCCUGCCACUUGUAGAGCUCAGGCAGACACAUGCCUAUCAGAACAGUAUUGCUGCCCUGCUGUGUGAGGCCAAAGGCCUAAUUUUUUAUGACACCAAAGUGACAUUUAUGAACAGAGUGCUGAAUGCAACAGUGCAGCGCACUGCUGACCAUGCUGCCCCUGAGAUCAUACUGGACCCUCUAGAGAUAGUGGGAGGAGAGAUUCGGUCAUCAGAAAACACCUAUUUCUGUCAAGCAGCCAGACAGCUGGCUAGCGUACCUUCAUCUCAGCUCUGUGUGAAGCUCGCAAGUGGAGGAGACCCCACCUAUGCCUUCAACAUCCGCUUCACUGGGGAGGAAGUUCAUGGCACUAGUGGUUCAUUUCGCCAUUUCCUUUGGCAAGUCUGCAAGGAGUUGCAAAGCAGUGCCCUUUCUCUGCUUCUCCUGUGUCCCAGUGCUGCAGCUAACCACAACAAGGGGAAGUACAUCUUGACGCCUUGCCCCAUUAGCUAUGCUGAAGAGCAGCUGUUACACUUCUUCGGCCAGCUGCUGGGCAUUGCCAUCCGGGCAGAUGUGCCUUUGCCACUGGAUUUGUUGGGAUCCUUCUGGAAAGGUCUAGUGGGUGAGGUGCUGGACCCAGAUGCAGAUUUGCAGGAAGCUGACCUCCUCACCUACAACCAUGUCAAGAAGUUUGAAAGUGUGAUUGAUGAGGCUGAAUUGGAGGUAUUGUGUGCAGAGAUCUCAUCGCAGAACCAAUCUGGCGAGAGCCCUGACUCUCCCAGUCGCCCAUGCUGUACUUUCACCUACAUCACCAUGACAGGCGAGGAGGUGGAACUGUGUCAGGGUGGAUAUAACCUUGCUGUCAGUUGGGAGAACAAAGAUAUGUAUGCACUGGCAAUACGUGCUCUACGCCUGCGGGAGCUGCAAAAUGUGGAGUGUAUGAGUGCUGUGCGUGCAGGCCUUGGUUCUAUCAUCCCUCUGCAGCUCCUUACCGCACUUAGCCCCUUAGAGAUGGAACUACGUACCUGUGGCCUCCACUACAUCAACCUGGAAUUCCUUAAGGCUCACACUAUGUACCAGGUGGGGUUAAUGGAGACUGACCAGCACAUUGAGUUUUUCUGGGCGGCACUGGAGAUGUUUACACAGGAGGAACUCUGCAAGUUCAUAAAAUUCGCCUGUAAUCAAGAGCGCAUUCCCUUCACUUGCCCAUGCAAGGAUGGCGGACCAGACACUGCUCAUGUACCCCCAUACCCCAUGAAGAUAGCACCACCAGAUGGGGCUGUAGGUUCACCAGAUGUGCGUUACAUUCGAGUGGAAACCUGCAUGUUCAUGGUGAAGCUGCCCCAGUACUCUUCGCUUGAUGUGAUGUUGGAGAAGUUACGCUAUGCCAUACACUAUCGUGAGGACCCCCUAAGUGGAUAGUCUCCAAAGCUCUUUAUGUCACAUCACACACACAAAGCGUCACCUAUAUUAGUUCAGUAGCAAACAGAUAUUAUCACCAUGGCUGAUAUCCACUGGAAACUCCUCAAGUCCUUUCUUUUAUAUUAGACCAGAACUGACUGAAAGCAGCCCUGCUCCACUUGCCGUCAUAAAGAUCAGAGUUUUGGUGGUACACAUUUUGUACUCGGUGGUAUUUAUCCCUUGGUCUGUCGACUGGGGAAGAUUUUCUUUUCCUUUUCUCCUUUUUUUCACCUCUCUGGUUCUCCACUCCUCACUCUCUGCAAUUUCUCUCUGCCAUUCAUCUCCUUUUCCCGUCUAAUCCUUCUGUAUUUUUACAUCUUCCCCCUUUCUUUGCCCCUUUCUUGUCAGCACCAGUGGUGCUUGUUUACAUGCCUUCAUUUACAGCAAUGCUGCUUGAGCUUUAAGAGUUUAGCAGUCUGGAUUCAAAAGACAAUAGUAUUCACAUGUGUAUUUACCGAUGAUAGGAAAUGACUUGAGAAGGACUACCUCCUACAUCAAGAGAUAUUAAAAACUUAUUACCAUUCACAUAAAUUUUUGAUGCUACUAGCUCAGCUCUACAACAAAAACUUAGCAUGUGCUAUGACAAGAUUAUAUAAAUAGUUCGACUCUUAAAAGCAAGAUUGGACUGCUUUGCAAUCUCUUGAGGGUUUAUUUGCCUGUAUUGGUAAAGGUGCAUAUAUUUUGUUUGAGCCUAUAAAGAGUAUGUAAGGCAUGUAUAAAGUCAAGCUAUAGUAAUAUAUUAAGUUGUAUUUUGUUUUCAUGUAAUGUUUGCCCAUUACAUGCAACAUGUAGGUUGUGACUUUGCCAAAUGAGCAAAGAUUUGGUCCAGCCUGUGGAGUGCACUCAUAUCUGUGGUAAUGGAACUGCCACAGCCUCUCAGAUGCGUUUUAUUUUAAAGGUGAUCUCACUUGGCAUCUCGCCCUCAAUGUUUGUAUGCGAUUACACUAAUCGAUUUCUUCCUUUCCCUUUUCUGAUGGGGAAAGCCCUGCACGGAUCAUUCAUUAUAGCAACAGGGUUUGGAGAAAUCUUUUUAGUUUGUUUGCUUGUUUUUUGCCUGCUGGAUUUGCACAGACAAAUCUACAUUUGUGUUGGUCUGUUUUAAUUUCCUUAUCCAACAUGCUUUAGCUAUGUAGAAAUGUCUGUACUUUGUAGCUAUUUAAUAAGCUUCUAUGUUGAAUAUGGAAGCAUUUUUUUUUCCCUUUUCAGUCACCACUCUUACUUUUUGUUCUUCCAAAAUGUGCACACAAACAGGUUUUAUUUUGAACAUGGAUGUUCAUUGUGGGAUUUCCAGUGGUCCUUUUUUAAGUUUAAAAAUAUUAAUGCAUUACUUAAAUUGAUUAUAAUUCAGAUGCGUUACCUCUAAUGGAUAUGAAGAAAUGCUUUCUUAUGUUUUCUGGAUCCAUUGUAACAUAGACAUGACAACCUGACCCUAUGUUCAAAAUAGACUUCAGACUUUGUUCAUGCUGUACAUUUUGAUGUGAUGCUGUUAUCAAGGAUACUCCUUCUGUUUAGUCUAUCUUUAGGAGGAAGCAUUACUGGUUUGUCUACAGGGCAUCCACUGAAGCAAAGUAAAAAUCUGCUAUACAUUUACUUGAUAUUUAUUACAAUAAUUUAUGCUUGCAUUAACUUUUUUCCUGUUUUACCUCUACACGUCUAGAACAUAAUGCAGAUGUAUAAAUGUCCAUUGAAGUGAAAUUGAUUUUGAGAUUUGUGUCACAAUUAAAACAUAAUAAAACAUCUUGAUGUACA
This is a messenger RNA of Electrophorus electricus (electric eel), 15661 nucleotides long. RefSeq names its product HECT domain E3 ubiquitin protein ligase 4 (gene hectd4). The record is from RefSeq and is a predicted model, not a curated record. Gene Ontology annotation, biological process: glucose homeostasis. Gene Ontology annotation, molecular function: ubiquitin-protein transferase activity. NCBI's taxonomy places the organism in Eukaryota, Metazoa, Chordata, Actinopteri, Gymnotiformes, Gymnotidae.